AGGGGGAAAGGUCUCUCUAGUCUCAGAUGUGUUAUAAGGUCGGUGGUCCCCCAGGUGUCCCGGAGAAAGGUUGUCCUGGGUAGUUCGGGAGUGGUCGAAGUAUAUUGUUUGCUUCGUACUCUGCUGCGCUCACAUCAACCCUCCUUGUUGCUAAUCUUGACCGGAUAUCUCAAAAACCUCGGGAAUCAACAUGGGCGGCUUGAACCUCAACAUCGACUGGAAGUCCCACCGAUGGGCGGUCUUCUACUGCUUAGUAGCGACUAUUGGCGCCCUCUGCUAUGGCUACGAUACGAUCUACUACACCGGUAUCCAGGGCAUGCGGUAUUUUGCCCGUGACUAUGGCGAGCAACAGCCAGACGGCACAUACGAACUCGGCACCACAUUCCUCUCAGUAUCAGCAUCCAUCAUCUACGUUGGCGAGUUCGUUGGAGCCUUGAUCGCAGCACCCAUCAACGACAAGUUCGGACGCAGAGCAGUUUUCGCCACGGCCUCCGUUUGCAUCAUUCUGGGCGCCAUCAUCCAGGUCUGCGCGUACAGCAUUGAAGGCGUCUUCUACGUUGGCAGAGUCUUUGUCGGUCUUGGUGUUGGCCAGUUCACGGCAACAUGCUUGGUCUACGUCGCAGACGUUGCUCCAAGCGCGAUCCGUGGCCCCGCCCUCAUGAUGUUCCAGUUCAUGCAGUCGAUCUCGCAGUUCGUCGGAGCUUGCGUUAAUCAGGGAACGGAGACGAUCGAUGGCAAAGCCCAAUACCAGCUUCCAAUGAGCUUGCUGACGGUGCUGCCAUUGACCAUGCUUAUUCUCCUGAUCUUCACUCCUGAAUCGCCAGUCUGGUUCAUGUCGAAGGGCCGACGUGAGGACGCUAGGAAGGCUCUCAUCAAGAUCAACCGCAGCAAGGCCGACUACACUCCUGAGGCAGACCUCAAGGCCAUCGAUGACCAAAUUGCCGCUGAUGCAGAAAUGGCCGCCGAAUCCAGCUGGUCCUCCCUCCUCUUGGACCCCGUCGAGCGCCGCAAACUGAUCUACGCCUGCGGUGUCAUGUUUGCUCAACAAAUCAACGGAAUUCAAUUCUGGUACACCUACGGCGUCGUCUUCGCACAAUCCAUCGGAGUUGGCGAGCCUUUCACCAUCAACACCAUCAUCUACGUUGUACAAAUCAUCACCGUCGGCUGUUCCGUCAUCUUCGGCAACAAACUCAACCGACGAACCAACCUUCUCGUCUGCACGAUUGGUAUGCUGGUCUCACUCGUCGCAGUCGGCGGUCUCGGAACCACGAAGGACGCAAACGGAGAGUUCUCCCGCGGCAUCGGCAUCGGCAUCGUCGUCUUCGCCUACUUCAACAUUGUCUUCUACAACUUCUCGAUCGGCACAUUGUCCUACACCAUCGCCUCGGAAAUGGCUGUCGGCCGUAACAGGAACAAGAUCACUUCUUGCGCACUCGGCACAUUCUUCUUCACUGUCUGGAUGAUGGUCUUCACCAGCCCAUACAUGUACUACGAUGCCGAGCUUGGCCCCAUGGUCGGUUUCGUGUACGCCGGCACCACGCUCUUCACUCUCGCGUACUCUUGGUUCUGUGUCGGAGAAACUACUGGCAGGACGAACGCCCAGCUGGAGAGAUUCUUCCAGGAGAGAAUCCCUUGCAGACAGUGGGAGUCACAUGUUUUCGAGGAUGAGUAUGAGUCUGAUGCCGCUUCGGAGAAGGACAGGAAGGAUGUCGUUACUUCCCAGGUUGAAGAGAAGGCGUGAGCAUAUAUGCUCGUCUGAUACAAUAAAGCCUAGAGGCAUUAUGAUAGAGGAACGAUAAAUAUACCCUAAAGUCUAUUUUUGCAAAGCAGAAGACUUUCAAGUCAGGACUAAGUCCCUCUAUGAGCAAGCACAUAUGGUGCCCAUGCGAGAAAGUGCCAUCUAAUGACUGUUCAAACUAGCUCUCAAUCCCAGCGCCGUUCGCUUUUCUAACUAUGCAUCCAGAACGCCAAUCACAAACCACUCGCUAUCACAUCCA
Molecule: messenger RNA, 1997 nt
Organism: Cercospora beticola
Lineage: Eukaryota; Fungi; Ascomycota; Dothideomycetes; Mycosphaerellales; Mycosphaerellaceae
Biological process (GO): transmembrane transport; carbohydrate transport
Cellular component (GO): membrane
Molecular function (GO): carbohydrate:proton symporter activity
Source: RefSeq, a predicted model, not a curated record